Molecule: messenger RNA, 1638 nt
Organism: Exophiala spinifera
Lineage: Eukaryota; Fungi; Ascomycota; Eurotiomycetes; Chaetothyriales; Herpotrichiellaceae
Exons: 2
Coding region: 1-1638 (545 amino acids)
Molecular function (GO): flavin adenine dinucleotide binding; N,N-dimethylaniline monooxygenase activity; NADP binding
Source: RefSeq, a predicted model, not a curated record
AUGGGGAGUCUCGGGCCAACAGACUUUGUCGCGCAAAAUGCCCACCUCGAUUUUGAUGUGCUCAUAAUCGGCGCGGGUCUGAGUGGGAUUUACUCCCUGUAUCGAAUGCGGCAGUUGGGAUUGAGAACUAAAGUCCUUGAAGCAGGUACAGGCGAGGGAGGCACUUGGUACUGGAACAGAUAUCCAGGCGCUCGAUUCGACUCAGAGAGUUGGUCUUACAACUUCUCAUUCUCACAGGAGUUGUUGGAUGAAUGGAAUUGGACCGAGCACUUCGCCCCUCAGCAUGAGACGCUGCGUUACUGUCAAUUUGUCACUGACAAGUUCGAUCUGCGACGGGAUAUGCAAUUCAACACCGAAAUCAAAACGGCACACUAUCACGACGAAAGCCGGUCGUGGGAAUUGACAGAUGACCGGGGUCGUCGCUAUACCUCGAGAUUCCUAAUUACGGCCAUAGGGAUAUUGAACAAGCCGACUUUGCCCAACAUACCCGGCGUCGAAGACUUCAAAGGACAAUCCUUCCACACUGCGCGGUGGCCACGAGAGCCCGUACCACUCGAGGGAAAGCGCGUGGGCAUCAUCGGAACAGGUGCAACUGGGAUACAGAUCAUUCAGGAAAUCGUAAAAACCGUCGGCCAUCUGACGGUAUUCCAGCGCACGGCCAAUUGGUCGGCGCCCUUGCGCAACUCCAAAAUCAGUCCCGAAGAGAUGGACGACAUUCGCAAGAGAUAUCCAGAGAUAUUCCGACUAUGUAGAGAAACGCCGGCAUGUUUUAUUCACCCAGCGCAGCCAAAGAAGACGACUGACGUGUCCGAGGAGGAACGGACGGCCUAUUGGGAGGAGAUAUAUUCUCAACCGGGGUUUGCCAAAUGGCUUAGUAACUAUGUGGAUGUAGCGUACGACAGACAGGCCAAUGCAGUGUGCAGCGAGUUCUUCGCGAACAAGAUUCGAGAACGCGUAAAGGACCCAGUGACGGCGGAGAAGCUCAUCCCGAAAGAUCACGGCUGGGGAACGCGUCGCAUACCGAUGGAAACGCAUUACUUUGAAGCAUACAACCGAGAUAACGUCCGGUUAGUGGAUAUUCGAGAGGACCCGAUCGAGCGCGUCACCGAGAAAGGAGUCAAGACCCUGAGCGAAGAGCACGAGCUAGAUGUUCUGAUAUAUGCGACCGGUUUCGAUGCUGUGACGGGCGCCUUCACGGCCGUGGACUUUCACGGGGUGGACAAGAAGAAGUUGAAGGAUGUCUGGACCGACGGGCCACAGACGCAGCUGGGCCUCUUCGUCCAUGGCUUCCCGAACAUGAUGAUGGUCAUGGGCCCGCACCAGAUGUUCGGGAACAUACCUCGAAGUAUCGAGUUUGCUGUCGGGUGGAUCGCAGACUGUAUCCGGCAUUGUCGAGACAGUGACAUCACUCGCAUCGAAGCCACCGAGAAGGGCGUCGAGGAGUGGACGAACCAUGUCAUUCAGUGCUCCGAGGGCCUGUUGACGAACGAGGUCGACUCGUGGAUGACGGGGGUCAACAAGAACCUGGCCCAUAAACAGAAAAGGCACGUUGCGCGGUACUCGGGUUCAGCCCCGGGGUACAGGAGCCGGUGCGAGGAGGUUGCGGCUAGGGGAUACUCGGACCUCAACCUUGCUUGA